UCAGUAGAAGAUGCCGUCAUGUAAGGCGGUAACACCGACCACUGUCCAGUAGUAGUGACUAAAUUCGCGAAUUGUGUAGAAAAACGAACGUGACGUCGUGACAGUGAAAUAAACAGGUGAUAAAAUGACGGUGACGAAAAAAGAUGUCACGCCUAGUGGCAGUAAAAACAAAACGAAAACAAAUGUUACGAAAGUUAAGGAUUCGACAUCGGAAAGCAGUAAGAAAUCUGAAUCAACCAAUAAGCAGGCAUUUACGACUCUUGUAAAAUCAUCAACUUCUGCUAUUACCAAGGGCAUGCAAUCUUCUUUCUCAGGAACAAGAUCUUCCUCUUCAGGUACAAAGGCAAUUGAAGUCACAAAUGGUGAGACGUCAGCUGCGCUUAUUGACAAAGAAGCAGCCGUCAGCAAAGAAUCUGCUUUUGCAAAUGGGACAUGCAGUGACAUCAAAGACACUUUUGAUGCUUCGACGAAGAUGAUCAUUGCUGGAUCUACUGGUGGAGUUACUUAUGACACUGUAUCGUCCUCUGCUGAAGAAACUGUAAUCAGUUCGACUGCUGCUAGUAAAACCAGCAGCAGUAACAAAAUAGUAGAGUCCGUGUCCAGUAGUUCGUCAACCGUGGUUACUGGAGGAACCACCGAAUUUGUUACAACUAACGAGAGCCAACAACUCCAACACGGAUCUACCGGUCAACAUUCAACUCUUGCCAUCACUGAAGCAACAGGAGAAUCACCGGUAAUUAACCAAGAAAGUUUGUCGUUAAAACACGAGGUCGUUUCGGCUUCUGCGUCUGUUAGUGAAUCUUCUCACAAAAGUGAAUCUUCAUCGUCCAAUUUCAAUACUGCUAAGUCAUUUAGUAAUAAAAAAUCUUCCAACACUCAGAAUAUUCAAUCACAACUGGACCAAUCACUUGCUCUCACUCAAGAUUCAGCUAGUAACACUUAUGUUGAGGAAUCUUCAUCUUCAGUAACACAGGUGUCACAAAGCAAACACGAAUCAAUAUCAAGUUCCUCAACGUCGGAAGUCGUAACUUCUUACACCACACAGUCUUCAGGAAAUCUACAACUUCAACACCAGAGCCAUGAAGAGUUCCUGGCAGCCUCCAGCAGCCACCACAACGACAUUGUUGAUAGUCAACAGCAUCAACUUGCUACUUCAACGGAGACACGUAACGUCAGUCAGGAGUUCAUCACUUCCAGCACCUCGGAGUCAUCACAAAAACAUGUGUCCAGUGGUCAGUCAUCAGAAACGGUGGAGUCCCUAAAUCAACAGAUGUUAAUCAGCGGAGACUCAGCAUCGUCCGUUCAACAGGGCGGGACUGCAGUUCAACAUUCAACGAGCGUCAUCACUGAUGUUCAAGGGUCCAAAGCAGCUGCCACCACUAGCAGUACCGAAAUCACAUCUAAGUCAGUCAAGAAGUCUGGGACGACAACCGACAAGAAGGAAGAAGGGAAAAAGGCGGAUUUACACUACAAAUAUUCGGGGCCCAUCAAGGAACAAUGUAUCUGUGAACUCUGCACGUGUGGUCGACAUCGAUGUCCUCAUCGUACAGAGUCGGAAAAGCCUCCGUUCGACCUGCAGCCAGAUGUGGGACUCGGUGGUGUUACUUCGCAGUCGCACGCCGCUUACCACCCAUACACGUCAGAGGAGGCGCAGCGCCCCAAACUCCAUCGCCUGCACACUGCCUUGGAACUGCCUGAUGGACAACUGGACACAGUAUCUUCUUACCGCGCCGACUACGACGAGAAACAUGCAGACAGACAGUCCAGGUAUAAGUACGAAGAUCAUCUUCACCUAGAAGGCGAAUUCCAAGGCACCCCCCAUACAAGAGAAGAUUUCAAGCCAGUGAGAGGAGAGCGGGCGCCUGUGCUUAGACAUGAAGAUCACCUGAAACUGGAAGGAAAAUUCGGUGGCCAGAGUCACCUCCGAGAAGAAUUCCAAGUUGUUCGUGGUGAAAGGGCAGAAAUUCGUCGCCAUGAGGAUCAUCUUCGCUUAGAAGGCGAAUUUCAAGGCACCCCCCACACAAGAGAGGACUUCAAGCCGGUGAGAGGAGAAAGAGCUGAAAUUAAGAGACAUGAAGAUAAUUUGAAACUUGAGGGUGAGUUCAGGGGGGAAAGACGAGAUGAAUACACCAUCACUAAAGGAGAACGUGCAGAAAUCAAGAAACAUGAAGAUAACCUCAGGUUACAAGGAGAGUUUAUGGGUGAGAGACGUGAUGAAUUUACAGCACUCACAGGUGAAAGAGCACCUGUCAAAAAGCCAGAAGACAAUCUGAAACCACAAGGGGAUUUUACAGGUAGAAAGAAAGACGAUUUUCCUGUUGCAAGGGGUGAACGGCCACAAAUAAAGAAACCACAAGACAACCUGAAGCCUGAAGGAGAAUUUGAAAGGCCACAUCCUACUAAAUAUAGUCCUGGAGAAAGAGCAGAUAUUAUCAAGCAUCCAGACAACCUGAAAAUGGAAGGUGAUUUUGACAGACCUGAAAAAAUAAAAAGCAGCCCAGGAGGACGCUCUGAUAUCAUUAAACACCCUGACAACUUGAAACUCGAUGGUGACUUUGAUAGACCUCAACCAAGAAAAUAUGGUCCAGGUGAUAGGGCUGAUAUCAUCAAAUAUCCUGACAAUCUAAAACUAGAGGGCGAUUUUGAAAGACCUCAGCCAUCAAAGUUUAGCCCAGGGGAAAGGGUAGAAGUCAACAAACCAAGAGACAAUCUGAAGCCUGAAGGAAAUUUUGAAGGAACUCCUAAAUCUAAGGAUGACUUCAAACCCUUAAAAUAUGAACGAGCUGAUGUUAAAAAGCCUAAAGACAACCUUCGACCUGAAGGGGAAUUUACAGGCCAAAAGAGAGAUGAGUUCACAGCCAUCAGAGGCGAAAGAGCUCCUGUAAAGAAGCCAGAAGACAAUUUAAAAUCAGAAGGAAAAUUCAUUGGUGAAAGAAAAAAUGAAUUUACAGUUGUUCGAGGGGACAGGGCUGACAUUAAAAAACCAGAUGACAAUUUAAAACCCAGUGGAGAUUUCACUGGCCAACGAAAGACCAUUACAGAGUUCACAGGUGAACCGGGUGAGCGCCCUCCCCUCAUUCGACGUAACACAUGGACCAAACUGGAAGGAGAGAUAUUUGCACAGACCACUAGUCGUAGUGAGUUCCGAGAGUUCCAAGUAGUAGAAAGGGCUGAGAAAGUUCGUCGGCGCAGUGACAAUCUCAUUGUGGGAGGAGGAGAAUUCCAGGGAACCUCCCACCAGAAGGAAGACUUCAAAGCUGUCACACCAGAGAGGGCAAUUAUUCAACGACACCCAGAUAACCUUCAUGUCCCAGAAGGCGAGUUUGUGAGUGCAACAAAGAAUCGUGAUGAUUAUCCCGAACGCUGGGCUGUUAGACCAGAACAGCCUCGCCGACACCGAGACAACCUCGUGCCUAUGCGAGGUGACUUCCAGGGCAUCUCCAGCUCUAAAGAAGCUUACCAGGCACACCAAAACACUGUGAGGACUGAAGUGAAGAAACAUAUUGACAACUUAACUACUGAGGGUACUAUGACCUUUGAAUCCUCAUCUAAAUCAGAAUUUACAGAAAAGACUGGCAGGCGAGAGAGAGCUGAACGUCGUCGAACCUGGACAAAACAGGAUGGAGAAAUGUUCUUUGAGACAACUAAUACAGAAGAAUAUAAGACACCACAAACACGGCAGGGAAUUCAACGCAUCAUCAGACAAGACAACUUGUGUGUUGAUGAAGGAAAUUUUGAAAACUGCAUCACUACCUCACAAGAAGUCUAUAGGACAUUCCAUGACAAAGAUGUGAGACAGACACAAAAGCGUUAUACAGACAAUUUAAGAAUUGAGGGUUCCUUUGAAGGAACACCAAAAUCAAAAGAGGAUUUCAAGAUGGUAAAAGGUGAAAAAGCAUCUAUGAAGAAACCAAAGGAUAACUUAAAACCAGAAGGGGACUUUGAUGGAAAAACUCACUCUCAACAUGACUUCAAAAUGGCAAUAGUAGACAGACCAGUUCCAACUAAACCAAAAGAUAAUUUAAAACCUGAGGGUGAAUUUGAAGGAUCGCCAAGGUCCAGAGAUGAUUACAAACCAAGCGUGGGUGACAGGGCAAAUAUAAAAAAGCCUAAAGAUAACCUGAGAACUGAAGGCAUUUUUCAAGGAUCACCUAGUUCAAGAGACGACUUCCAACCAACGAAAGGUGAUCGUGAACCAGUGCGAAAACCAAAGGACAACUUAAGGCCUGAGGGUGAUAUUGAAACGCCAAGACCUCAUAAAUAUGAACCAGGUGAUCGUGCUGAAAUUAAAAAACACCCAGACAACUUGAAACUUGAAGGAGAAUUUCAGAGGCCACAAACACCAAAAUACCAAGCUGGUGAACGUCUUCCAGCAACAAAACCCAGAGAUAACUUGAGACCUGAGGGCGAUUUUGAAAGACCAAAACCCACAUUAUAUGGUCCAGGCACCACAGCUGACAUUAUAAAACAUCCUGACAAUUUAAAAUUGGAAGGAAAUUUUGAGAGGCCUCAACCAAUACAAUAUGGCCCAGCAGAAAAAUAUGAUAUUAAGAAACCAGCAGACAAUUUGAGACCACAGGGAAGUUUUGAAGGUUCUCCAAGAUCCAGAGAGGACUACAAAAGACCUUCCAAAGGACAACGUGCUGAUGUAAGGAAACCAAAAGAUAAUCUUCGACCUGAAGGACAGUUUGAAGGUACUCCAAGAUCACGAGACGACUUCCAGCCAACAAAAGGAGAUCGAGCUGAUAUAAAGAAACCAAAAGAUAAUCUUCGACCUGAAGGACAGUUUGAAGGUACUCCAAGAUCACGAGACGACUUCCAGCCAACAAAAGGAGAUCGAGCUGAUAUAAAGAAACCAAAGGACAAUUUGAGGGAACACCUAGGUCAAGAGAUGAUUACCAAUGCACUAGAGGUGACCGAGCUGAAGUUAAGAGACCACAAGAUAAUCUCAGACCAGAAGGAGAUUAAGCCCACCAAGGGAGACCGUCCCAAUGUAAAGAAACCUACCGAUAAUCUCCACCCAGAAGGACAAUUUGAGGGAACACCUAGGUCAAGAGAUGAUUACCAAUGCACUAGAGGUGACCGAGCUGAAGUUAAGAGACCACAAGAUAAUCUCAGACCAGAAGGAGACUUUGAAGGAACACCGAGAUCACGGGAUGAUUUCAAACCAAAACAUGGUGAGCGAGCAGAUGUCAGAAAACCUAAAGACAAUCUUCGACCUGAAGGACAGUUUGAAGGAUCUCCAAGAUCAAGAGAUGACUUCCAGCCAACAAGAGGUGACCGUGCUGAUAUAAAGAAACCAAAGGACAAUUUGAGGCCAGAAGGAGAGUUUGAAAGACCUCGGCCAGAUGAAUAUGGUCCUGGUGAUAGAGCUGACAUAAUUAAGCACCCAGAUAACCUCAAAUUGGAAGGUCAUUUCGAUCGUCCUGAACCUCAAAAGUAUGGCCUUGGAGAGAGGGCUCAUGUUAAGAAACCAAAGGACAAUCUUCGACCUGAAGGACAGUUUGAAGGAUCUCCAAGAUCAAGAGAUGACUUCCAGCCAACAAGAGGUGACCGUGCUGAUAUAAAGAAACCAAAGGACAAUUUGAGGCCCAAUGGAGAGUUUGAAAGACCUCAGCCAGAUGAAUAUGGGCCUGGUGAUAGAGCUGAUAUCAUUAAGCACCCAGAUAACCUCAAAUUGGAAGGUGAUUUUGAUCGUCCUGAACCUCAAAAGUAUGGCCCUGCAGAGAGGGCUGAUGUCAAGAAACCAAAGGACAAUCUCAGACCAGAAGGAGAUUUUGAAGGAAUACGGAGAUUAAUGGAUGACUAUAAGCCCAUCAAGGGAGACCGUCCUGAUGUCAAGAAACCUACUGAUAAUCUCCACCCAGAAGGACAAUUUGAAGGAACACCUAGGUCAAGAGAUGAUUACCAACCUACGAGAGGUGUCCGAGCUGAUGUUAAGAGACCACAUGAUAAUCUCAGACCUGAAGGAGACUUUGAAGGAACACCGAGAACACGGGAUGAUUUCAAACCAAAACAUGGUGAACGUGCAGAUGUCAGGAAACCUAAAGAUAAUCUUCGACCUGAAGGACAGUUUGAAGGAUCUCCAAGAUCAAGAGAUGACUUCCAGCCAACAAGAGGUGACCGUGCUGAUAUAAAGAAACCAAAGGACAAUUUGAGGCCAGAAGGAGAGUUUGAAAGACCUCGGCCAGAUGAAUAUGGUCCUGGUGAUAGAGCUGAUAUCAUUAAGCACCCAGAUAACCUCAAAUUGGAAGGUGAUUUCGAUCGUCCCGAACCUCAAAAGUAUGGCCCUGGAGAGAGGGCUGAUGUGAAGAAACCAAAGGACAAUCUUCGACCUGAAGGACAGUUUGAAGGAUCUCCAAGAUCAAGAGAUGACUUCCAGCCAACAAGAGGUGACCGUGCUGAUAUAAAGAAACCAAAGGACAAUUUGAGGCCUGAAGGAGGGUUUGAAAGACCUCAGCCAGAUGAAUAUGGUCCUGGUGAUAGAGCUGACAUCAUUAAACAUCCAGAUAACCUUAAAUUGGAAGGUGAUUUCGAUCGUCCUGAACCUCAAAAGUAUGGCCCUGGAGUGCGGGCUGAUGUCAAGAAACCAAAGGACAAUCUCAGACCAGAAGGAGAUUUCGAAGGAAUACGGAGAUUAAUGGAUGACUAUAAGCCCACCAAGGGAGACCGUGCUGAUGUUAAGAAACCUGCCGAUAAUCUCCACCCAGAAGGCCAAUUUGAAGGAACACCAAGGUCAAGAGAUGAUUACCAACCCACUAGAGGUGACCGAGCUGAUGUUAAGAGACCACAAGAUAAUCUCAGACCAGAAGGGGACUUCGAUGGAACACCAAGAACUCGGGAUGAUUUCAAACCAAAACAUGGUGAACGGGCUGAUGUCAGGAAACCUAAAGACAAUCUUCGACCUGAAGGACAGUUUGAAGGAUCUCCAAGAUCAAGAGAUGACUUCCAGCCAACAAGAGGUGACCGUGCUGAUAUAAAGAAACCAAAGGACAAUUUGAGGCCUGAAGGAGAGUUUGAAAGACCUCAGCCAGAUGAAUAUGGUCCUGGUGAUAGAGCUGAUAUCAUUAAGCACCCAGAUAACCUCAAAUUGGAAGGUGAUUUCGAUCGUCCUGAACCUCAAAAUGAAGGAUCUCCAAGAUCAAGAGAUGACUUCCAGCCAACAAGAGGUGACCGUGCUGAUAUAAAGAAACCAAAGGACAAUUUGAGGCCAGAAGGAGAGUUUGAAAGACCUCGGCCAGAUGAAUAUGGUCCUGGUGAUAGAGCUGACAUAAUUAAGCACCCAGAUAACCUCAAAUUGGAAGGUCAUUUCGAUCGUCCUGAACCUCAAAAGUAUGGCCUUGGAGAGAGGGCUCAUGUUAAGAAACCAAAGGACAAUCUUCGACCUGAAGGACAGUUUGAAGGAUCUCCAAGAUCAAGAGAUGACUUCCAGCCAACAAGAGGUGACCGUGCUGAUAUAAAGAAACCAAAGGACAAUUUGAGGCCUGAAGGAGAGUUUGAAAGACCUCAGCCAGAUGAAUAUGGGCCUGGUGAUAGAGCUGACAUAAUUAAGCACCCAGAUAACCUCAAAUUGGAAGGUGAUUUCGAUCGUCCUCAACCUCAAAAGUAUGGCCCUGGAGAGAGGGCUGAUGUCAAGAUACCGAAGGACAAUCUCAGACCAGAAGGAGAUUUCGAAGGAACACGAAGAUUAAUGGAUGACUAUAUGCCGACGAAGGGAGACCGUUCUGAUAUUAAGAAACCUACCGAUAAUCUCCACCCAGAAGGACAAUUUGAGGGAACACCAAGGUCAAGAGAUGAUUACCAACCCACUAGAGGUGACCGAGCUGAUGUUAGGAGACCACAAGAUAAUCUCAGACCAGAAGGAGACUUUGAAGGAACACCAAGAACUCGGGAUGAUUUCAAACCAAAACAUGGCGAACGUGCUGAAGUGAGGAAACCAAAAGACAAUCUUCGGCCUGAAGGACAGUUUGAAGGAACUCCAAGAUCAAGAGAAGACUUCCAGGCAAGAAGAGGUGAAAAAGUUGAUAUCAAGAAGUAUCCUGAUAAUUUAAGACCGGAAGGUGAUUUCAGUGUUGAGAGGAGCAGGGAUGAUUUUCUUCCAAUUAAAGUUGAGCGAACACCUGUGAAGAAGCAUGUAGAUAACCUAGUUAUUGAAGGAGAUUUUGUUGACAGCAGGACAAGAGAUGAUUUUAGAGUUGUUAAGGGAGAACGUUUUGAGGUACAGAAACAUGUGGACAAUUUAAAACUGGAAGGAAAUGUAGAUGCUUAUCGAUCAAGGGAUGAUUACUCUGGAACAAAAACCGAGAGGGUUGAAAUCAAGAGAUAUGAAGACAACCUCAGAAUGGAAGGUGAGUUCAUUGAUCUGAGGAAAAAAGAUAAUUACAAUGUGUUUGUUGGAGAACGGGCACAGGUGAAGAAAUAUGCUGAUAACUUGAAACCUGAGGGUGAAUUUGGUGGGACCAGGACACGAGAUGACUUUACUCCCCUAAAAGUAGAUCGGCCAAAGCAGAUUCGCCAUCCAGACAACCUGAAAUUGGAAGGUGAUUUUGAGUCUCACAGGCCCAGAGAUGAUUAUAUGCCAUUGAAAGGUGAAAGACCGGAAGUGAAGAAACACCUGGACAAUUUGAAACCAGAGGGCGAAUUUGGUGGAACCAGGACACGCGAUGACUAUCAACCUAAAAGAGGAGAUAAGCGAACACCAAUUAAGCAUUCGGACAACUUAAAGAUGGAAGGAGAAUUUGACCGUCCAAAAGAAUUUACACCUGCUAAAGGUGAAAGAGCUGAGAUAAAGAUACAUCCUGAUAAUCUGAAACUAGAGGGUGAAUUUGGUACAUUUAGGUCCAGAGAUGACUUCACUGCCAUGAAAGGUGAAAUGUCCAAAUCAGUUCGUCAUCUAGACAAUCUAAAACUUGAAGGUGACUUCAAUGACCUACAUCCCAAAGAUGACUACAAACCUGUAAAAGGAGAGCGAUCUGAAGUGAAGAAACAUGUGGAUAACCUGAGACCCGAAGGAGAAUUUGGUGGGCCCCGUUCUCGAGACGAUUAUCAAGUUGUAAAAAGUAACAGGCCUGAGGUUGUAAAGUAUCCUGACAAUUUAAAACUUGAAGGUGACUUUAUAGAUACUCGUGCCAGAGACAAAGAUACCAUAAGUUGGACAGAGAGAACACAGAUUACUAAACAUAAAGACAAUCUGAAAAUGGAAGGCAAAUUCCAUGUGCAAAGAACACGUGAUGAUUUCACAGGCUUGAAAGGAGAAAGAGCAGAAGUUGAAGUUCAUAAAGAUAAUUUGAAAGUUGAGGGGGAAUUCUCAGAAUAUCGAUCUCGAGAUGAUUAUAAGGCAGUACAAGGGGAACGAACACAAUUGAUAAAGUAUGAAGACAAUCUUAAGCUUACUGAUGCUAAGUUUGGAGGUAGAAGAACAAGGGAUGAUUAUCAAAUUGUACCUAUUGAACGGGUUCAACCAAAAAAGCAUGCAGACAACCUUAAGACUGAGGGAAAUUUUGAAGGUACCCCAAGUUCCAAAGAAGAUUUCAAACCAGUUCGAGGAGAACGAGCUGAGAUAACAAAGCACGAAGACAAUCUCAUACUGGAGGGAGUAUGGGAUGUACAUCGAUCUCGUGAUGAUUAUACUGCUAAAACAACAGAAAAGGUCAAAAUUAGUAAACAUGAAGAUAAUCUGCAUAUAGAAGGAGAAUUUGUCAAUAUUCGAACCAGAGAUGAUUACAAACCAGUGAAGGGUGAGCGUCCUGAAAUAAAAAAAUAUCCUGAUAAUCUAAAACCAGCAGGAGAGUUUGGUGGCCCAAGAUCAUAUGAAGAUUUCACUCCCAGUAAAGGAGAAAGGCCAUCACCUAUUAAACAUCCUGAUAAUUUGAAAUUAGAAGGAGACUUUGAAAGACCAGUACAUUGUAAGACAGGACUUGGUGACCGUUAUGAUAUGGUAAAACAUCCAGAUAACCUAAAACCAGAAGGAGACUUUGGUGGCCCCAGAACUCGAGAUGAUUUUACACAAGGGAAAGGGGAAAGGCCAUCACUCAUCAAACACCCUGAUAACUUGAGAUUAGAAGGCGACUUUGAGAGACCUCUACAAGAAACACCUGGUCCUUGUAAUCGUGCUAGUAUUGUAAAACAUCCAGAUAAUUUAAAACCUGAAGGAGAAUUUGGAGGGUACAGAAGCAGGGAUGAUUUCACUCCUUCCAAAGGAGAACGACCUAAGCAGGUGAAACAUCAGGAUAAUUUGAAACUGGAAGGUGAUUUUGAAAGGCCCACUGAAGUUAAACCAGGUCUUGCCGAUCGUGCUGACAUUAUUAAACAUCCUGAUAAUCUAAAGCCUGAAGGGGAAUUUGUUGGUCGAAGAUCAAGAGAUGACUUCCAGCCACAGAGAUCAGAAAAACAAACACCCAUAAAACCUUCAGACAAUCUUAAAGUGGAAGGUGAAUUUAGUGAUCAUCACCCCAAAGAUGAUUUCAAACCUGUCUAUGGUGAAAGACCAGAGAUAAAGAGACACAGUGAUAAUUUAAAGCCUGAAGGCACAUUUGAAGAUCAUAGAUCCAGAAAUGACUAUACUGCAGUCAAAGGACAAAGAGCAGACAUAAAGAAACAUACAGAAAAUCUCAAAGUUGAAGGGAAUGUUGUAUAUACUAGAUCCAGGGAUGACUACAUGGCAACAAGAGGGGAGAAGGCAGAAAUCACUAAACAUGAAGAUAAUCUGAAAAUUGAGGGAAGAUUUGAAGACCUGAGAUCCAAGAAUGACUAUGGCUUGGUGAUGAGAGGUGAGAGAAUAGAGGUGAAGAAACAUGAAGACAAUCUGAAAAUAGGAGGCACAUUUGAAAGCAGGCGAUCUCGAGAUGAUUAUAAAAUAAUGCAAGCAGAGAGAGCAGAAUUGAAGAAACAUCCUGAUAACCUCAAGGUAGAAGGAAGCUUCAAUGGCAGUCCUAGGUCUAAAGAUGACUACAAACCAGUUAAAGGUGAACGAGCCGAAAUUACGAAGCACCAAGAUAACCUCAAAGUUGAAGGUGACAUCGAGAUCCACAGAUCUAGAGAUGAUUACCAGCCAGGUAAAGGGGAGAGGCAUGGAAUGAAGAAACAUCCAGACAAUUUGAAAGUUGAAGGUGAAUUUCAGGGAAGUCCUAGAACCAAGGAAGACUUUAAACCAGGUAGAGGGGAGAGAGCAAACAUCAAGAAACCUCAAGAUAAUCUAAAAACUGGAGGUGAUUUCCAAGGUGUAUCAUCACAAAAGACACAAUUCAAAGAGGUAAAGGGAGAAAAAGCAGAAAUUAAGAAACAUUCAGAUACACUGACUGUAGGAAGUGGAACUAUGGAAAUCAAGACUACAAGCAAAGAUACUUUCCAACAAAAGAGAAAACAGUCUGUACCUGCAGCAGGCAAGUCUACUGGCACUUUCAACAGAAAACAACACAUGCAGUCACACAUAACUCUUGGAGAUGAUAGUAUCAAUAUGACAGCCACCAAUGAGACAAUAAAUAAUUCCUCAAGCAAGUCAGCACAUGAAGACAGGAGCCAGAAACAUAGUGGAGAUACUACGAAGUCUGUCUCCAUAAAAGAAACAAGAACUCUAGAUGAUGGAACUAUAGUGAUGGUCACCAAACAGGUGACUAAUACCAUCACAGGACAAGAGACCAAGGCAACUAAAGCCAAGUCUCUUCAGCAGCAAAGUGUUACCCAGUCUAUCAGUGGCACUUCAAGCACAAAACUUACAUCAGUUACCCCCCAUGAAGCUAAGAAACUGGAAGUUUCUUCAAAACAGGCUGAUAUUUCUGAGAAAAAAUCUGUUUUGAAUGAACUCCACACAUCAUUUGAUGCAAAAAGCCAAUCCACAAACUCCCAGUCUUCCACUUUUGAAAGGAAGCUCUCAAAGACCCAUGCUAACAGUAGUGAAUUUAGACAAGCCAUCAGUGGCACAUCUGACAGCACCAUUCAAAGCACAGUCACUGAUUCUGGUACAAAAUCAGGUAGCCAUCACAGGAAAAGUGUUAUUACUUCCUCUUCUGCUGAUGUUACCAAUGCAGUUCUCCAUCGAAAAGGCACAACAUCCUCAACAGAGGCCCUACAUACCAUCUCGUCAGCUGCAUCAGCUCAAAGGAAAAGCAUUUCGAACCUCUGUGAGAUGGGUCAGUACAUCAGUAACUCUUCACAAAGUCAGGACAGGAAAAGUUUAAGUGCUCUUCACAGGCAAGGUGUCUCCCCUGGAGAAGUACUUCACCAGUCAAACAUCCUAUCUUCAUCAGAUCAGCAAAGUCAUCAGGGAGCUGUUCGAAGAAGCUCAGCAUGGUCAUCUUCAUCCAUUCAACAACAGCAGCAACAACAAGUACGGUCAGAGAGAAUUAUGAGGAAGGACAAUCUCUCCGUUGGUGAGGGAACAUUCCAUGGACAGAGUGAAGCAAGGGCAUAUGGUAAUUUCCACACAAGCAAAGGCACGACCGAGCGAGUCACUAAGACUCGACAUUCCAACACUUCCCAUAUAAUGCUUGGAGAUCACUCUUCCUCCCAUACGGCUUCGUCUUACAAAAAGGAAUUUGCUCCAAGGGUUACAGGACCCUGUCCUGCCUCUCUGCUUGAAACAAAGGAGCCUCCAUUUAAACAUACAAGAGACACGCCGAAACAUCGGUUUUACCUGCCAGUUGUUUCAAACUAGACUGCCAAAUAGUUGUCCAGAUAUACGUAUAUAGCUGAGGUCCUCCUCUAGACUACCUUUCAUACUUGAUUUACUAUAGCUCUCUGAUAAAUUUUAGAUUGGCAUGCAUACAUGAAUGCCAAAGUAAAGGCACUUAAUUUUCCUUACAAUUAGACUAUUAACUUAUUAUAUAGCAUCCACUCCAUUCUUACAUGAGAUUAAUUUCUUCCUGAAACAGAAUCUAACUACUACAACCUGAGAAAAUAUAAUCAUUUAGACAGAAUCUGAAUACUAAUGCAUUAAACAUAUCUAAUGUGGUUUAAUGCAUGUAAGAGAAUAUGCUAGAUAAUUAAAUUAAUAAACAUUUGUGAAUGGCCCAGUUCCUUCAACUGUGUUUAAAAACCCACGGUAAAUCUGUGAUACAAAGCAUACCGUCCUUGUGUUGUAUUUGAUAAAUGCCUUCUCUAUUAAAAAGUGUUAAAGAUGUUAACUCAUAUUAUUAUGUAUUUAGCAAACAUUUAUUAACAAAAUGAUGAAAGAAAUAUAUUUUAAUAACAAAUAUGAAGUUGGUUGUGGGAUAGAAUAUUAAUGAUAUGCUUAUGAAAUUUUACACCGCUAGCGAUCAUUUUGUGGAGUAUGUAUGCAUGCAUGUUUGUAUGUAUGCAUGCAUAUGCGUACAUGAGUGUGUGUAUGCUUGCAGCUUGAGUGAUAUAUAUUUCUACAUUUGUAAGGUAAAUAUGUUCCUGAAUCUAGCAUGAAGUUUUUUAUAUGUAUAUUUUGCUUGGAAAGGUGAACAAAUUACACAGAUAAUUUGGAUAAAAACUUUGAGGUUUUCACAGUAGCAAGAAUUUGUAUUGUGGUCAUUUCGGUUAUGAUGCCAUGUAUUCUAGUAUGAGUUACAGGCCUCUGUAGGAACCUACUGCCUUAUUUUUCAGAACAGAUGAUGUAGGUAACAGGUUCCUACAAAGUUUUUAGGAUCACCAUCCCUAAGAUUACACAGCAUCAACCCAGAAAACUACAAUACAAAUUAACAUGUGUUUAACUUUGUUGUAUGAAAGAAUGACUUAUAUUUAAUGGCAGUUGUGAAAUGAAGCUCUUGUAGAAAUAUAUAAGCACAAGUUACAUUUAUGAAAGCAAGAUUGUGUAAUUCUUUCAGUGACAUUUAUAGUAUAACUUUUGUUUUACUCACGGUUUAUGUAUAAUUCAAUUUUGGUUUUAAAGUUUUGCUUCAGGGGAUUUAUUUGAGACUCUGCGCUUACUAGACAACUAUUUCGUUUCAACCUUUAUCGUCCGUAUGAUGCAUCUCACGUGACCCAGCUCGUGGUGCAUGGCACUAGCAUUCUACCUUUAGGUAAAGCCCAUCCACCAGUCCCAUAAUACAGAGAUUCCCUAUUCCGAUACGAUAAAGGUUGAAGUACAAUGUCACUACUCAGUUUUGCAAAAUUUCAAUGAACAGCAUGCAUUAUUAAUGUUACACCAUUAUGUUUGCUUCAGUAGUGCCCAACAGUGUUAAGAUUCAAUAAAGUAACUUCAUGACAGUUUCUCUUCA
Messenger RNA from Zootermopsis nevadensis, 14180 nucleotides. NCBI's taxonomy places the organism in Eukaryota, Metazoa, Arthropoda, Insecta, Blattodea, Termopsidae. The record is from RefSeq and is a predicted model, not a curated record.